AUGGAUCGAGCACGAUCACCAUUUCAAGAAACGGUCGACUCGUUUGGGUCGUCGUUCAUUGACUUCUCGAAAGCAGGACCAGACUUCGGCUCGUUCUCGUUCGACGAUGCAAGCACACUCACGGAGAUGCCUGGGACACUGGGCUUGGCGUCUACGUCGAGCAGUGAACUCCCGUCCAACUUGAGCGCACCUUUCCACUUUGUGCCGGCCAGGAGAGACAUGCCGUCCAUGUCAGGCAUGCUGGUACCACCGGAUUUAGACGGCCUUGAAAGCAGCCCUUCGAACGGCAGCACAUGUUCUAUGUUGAGUCAGUCGAAACCUGCCUCACUGCCUAUGAAAGACGUCACAAGCAAAGACUCACAUAACUCUGACCCCAUGACGGUGCCCUCGAUGACAGGCGGCAUCGUUGAGUCACCACCCUGCACGCCCCAACAAACAAAUCGUGGCCUCCCGAUGGUAGGCAGCAACAGCGGCAGCCAACCUGUAUCGACCAAUACAUCGCCGCAGCAAGCACCCAUCCGCCAAAUGCAGCGUAUGCGAUUGCACACGAUGCACUCCAGCCCCGCGCUAGUCGAAAAGCCCAUGGAUAUGAUGUACGAGUCAUAUGCGCACAGCCCACUAUUUUCGCACUUACAUGGUAUGGCUCCUUCAGGAUGGCCUGCGGCAAUGGGGUUUGCUCCCAACACGUCCCAUCCAUUCUCCUCGAUGGGCAUGCAUGCGAUGGCUACAACUGCGUUUAUCAACCCCUCUUCGACACAGGUGGCCGGUGUGCCGAGAGGGGAGACAGGGGCGUACACGCCCAAUAAUGCCCCCCCGUCGCAUGCACAGCUGCCAGAGUCGGCGAAGCCUGUAUCGCCCUCCCGCCGUCGCUCGCAUGUGGCCUUACGUGCGCCACGCAAGGCCCAAAGUACGCCGCUGUUUGAGGCCUACGUCCCUGCAGACGGCCACACGCACGUAUCUGUGCCUACGUCGCCCUCGAAAGGACGAUCCACGCCGAAAGUAGUGCGUCGUCUGGCCAGUCAUAGGCGCAUGUCGAACCAAGGCACGGGAACGGCCAAUGAAGGAAAGACGUUUCCUGGACGCUUGCAUAUGCGGGGCUCGAUGGCAGCGCUGCGCGAAGCCAGUGCAAUGCAAGCGUCGACUAUUAAAGGCGCCUCAGCCAGUGCCAGCGCUGCUGGUGGUGCACGCAAACCGAUUACGCUUAGUUUUGUGCACUAUGGCAUUGAAGAUGCCGAAGAGCUUUGCUCAGCAGUAGCGCCCAGCGGCAGCUACAAAGUGCCGCUGCGCAGUGCGAAAGAUUCCGACGAGGAGGGCGACGGCGACGGCGACGGCGAUCCUGAUGGCGAUGGCGACGGCGAAUUGGCCCCAUCAGCCUGGGCCCCAGCCUCGCAGAGCAGUCGGCACGCUUCGCCGAAUGAACCCACCACGCCGCAGAACCCAUCAGAUCUCAUGCCGUCGCCAGUGCCCUACUCUACGUCGCCCUCUACGGCACCGAUUCGACCUAGCGCGGCGAAGCCGAUGACGCUACGUCGCACGACAACCAAUCUGAAAGACUAUAUGCAAGACAACGCUUAA
Messenger RNA from Malassezia pachydermatis, 1575 nucleotides. RefSeq lists its product as hypothetical. Lineage: Eukaryota; Fungi; Basidiomycota; Malasseziomycetes; Malasseziales; Malasseziaceae. Bases 1 to 1575 code for a protein of 524 amino acids. The transcript has a single exon. The record is from RefSeq and is a predicted model, not a curated record.